Messenger RNA from Brassica oleracea var. oleracea, 727 nucleotides. RefSeq names its product ethylene-responsive transcription factor 11-like. Gene Ontology annotation, biological process: regulation of DNA-templated transcription. The transcript has a single exon. Gene Ontology annotation, molecular function: DNA-binding transcription factor activity; DNA binding. NCBI's taxonomy places the organism in Eukaryota, Viridiplantae, Streptophyta, Magnoliopsida, Brassicales, Brassicaceae. The coding region runs from base 51 to 536 and encodes 161 amino acids. The record is from RefSeq and is a predicted model, not a curated record.
UCUCGUUCUUUGCUUAACAAAAAAAAAAAAAGUAUUUUUGUUUUGUCUAAAUGGCGCCGACAGUAAAAACGGCGGCCGUUAAAACCAACGUCGGCGAAAAGAAAGAGCACCAUUACAGAGGAGUGAGAAAGAGGCCAUGGGGUCGUUACGCCGCCGAGAUCAGAGAUCCGGUGAAGAAGGCUCGAGUCUGGCUCGGCUCUUUUGACACUGCCAAAGAAGCGGCUCGUGCCUACGACAAAGCCAAUCUCAAUUUUCGCGGCGCAAAAGCCAAAACCAAUUUUCCUUAUCCUAACUUCGUCCACGACGAGAGUCCGAGCCAAAGCAGGACCGUCGUAUCAUCGAAGACGAUUAGCGAUCUCAAUCUUGAAACCAGGUUCCCUUUCCCGAAGAUUCAGGUCAAGUCCGGGAUGUUCUUUAUCGAGUCGUCAAGGAGCGAAUCGGAAGGAUCGUCUGUGGUGAUGGAUCGUAGUCCAGAGAGACCAUCACGCCUCCCCUUGGAUUUCGAUCUCAAUUUCCCUCCAAAGCCUGAGACCUAAUUCUUAUUAAUGGGAUAUGAUUAUGAACAUGGGAUUUUAUAACUUUUAGAUGAAUUAAAUGUUCUGAAAUCUAAAUCUAAAGAUUGAAGCUUGUCGUAUCUUAUUCAUAAAUGUUAGUGCCAAAAAUCUUCUUUUUUUUUCCAGCAGAGGGUUAAAAAAGUAGUAUUUGUGUUCUCAUCUGCUGUUGUUUA